GCCACACGGCUGUAUGGCUUCCGCGUCGGCAUCGAUCAUCAGCCAGUCCAGUAAAGUCCCAGUGACCGUGUGUAUAACGCUUUGGUCAGGCGAGCGCGAAACCUGAUAAAACGUCGAGCUGCAGUGCGGAAGAGGAGCUUGUCGAUUUUUGCGAUAGAGUUUGCUGUGCUUUUUGGGGGAAAGUUCGUUAUGGAAGUCCCGAAUUGAAUGUAUAGAGAUUUACGAUCCGAUCGAUCCUAAGCGGCAGCCCCAUGGUGUGCACAUUAGUCGGCAUCAAGCUCUUCCUCGCGAACGCCCCGGGCGCCUUCGUCAUCGGCUACUCCUUCACCCUGAUGUGCAUCUACCUGCUGGUAGUCGUGUAAAUCGCGUGGAAAAUGAAGAGACUUCACGACGGCGUUCUGAACGAUCUGAACUUUUUCAACUGGCACUCGCGUUAAAUGGAUAGAGUCAUCUGGCAGUUCGUACUGCAGCUCUCGGUCCUCUUCCUUCUCAACGUAUUCAUGAUCUACUUUUACAUGUACAUUUACCGUGAAAAAAUUAAGAAUCGCCAGUGAUGGUUUCAAAGUUCGUCGUUUUGCUGCUGCUGCCGUUCGUCAGCAUAGCCGUUCACAAACUUUAUCAGCUGGAGGUCGAUCCUGCCGAUUUCGUCUGUCAUCAUCAGAAACAGAUCAAGGGAGAUCCCGGAAACCUCUUCGAGUUCAUCACGACUCCUCUAGCUUUGGAAAAGCUGUUGCCUUGGCUGACGAGGUUCAAGGAAGCGGACAAGCGGAUCGUUGCCCCGGGAAAGUCCUACAGAGCCGUCGUGGAGGUACCGUUUUUAGGAGAGAGGCUGGUCAGAGCACUGCUAACGGAUUACAAGCCAUCGAAACUCUUCGCCUUCGACUUCUCUAACGAUCUCUUGAAACAAAGAAUCGUUAUCCAGACGCGCGGCUACCACGAUCGAGCGCUCCUACAAACGACCAUCUAUUUCCGCCGCACUUCGCUGAUAUAUCAAUACACCAUCGGGUAUGCGCUGAGGGUGAUUAUGAAAAAUCAGCUGGAAGAGUCAAUGAAGAAUGUGGCCACGCUGUUCGAGAAUGUCGGUGGACCUGACAAGAUUCCGAAUUUUUCGACGAAUAACGCGUGAUGGGUAAUAAUUGCAUAGUAAGCUCUUUUGCUCGAUAAACAACGACUUGAAUUUGUACAUAUAUUUAUAUUCACUGAAAUAUAUGUAAAUUGUUGAAAGUGUUAUUUAUGAAUUUCGUGAAAUAAUUCGUCAACGACAAAAAGAGGGCUUGUCGAUCUUCUCGUGGAAGAGCCCUGCAUUACCGACGUAGGGUAUGGCUGCAAGAUGCUUACAUUUUUAAAAAGAAGAGGGCCGACACGUUAUCGAUCGAUCUGGCGCGCAAAAUAAAUGAAGAAUUGUGCAAUCUUUUUCUUGUAUUUUUCUUGUAUACUACCUUUUUUCAGAAGAGAAUGAUAAUAAAAAUAUCAUCAAUCAUG
Molecule: messenger RNA, 1482 nt
Organism: Nasonia vitripennis (jewel wasp)
Lineage: Eukaryota; Metazoa; Arthropoda; Insecta; Hymenoptera; Pteromalidae
Exons: 5
Coding region: 554-1126 (190 amino acids)
Source: RefSeq, a predicted model, not a curated record